Molecule: messenger RNA, 1432 nt
Organism: Argiope bruennichi
Lineage: Eukaryota; Metazoa; Arthropoda; Arachnida; Araneae; Araneidae
Gene: edl
Product: transcription factor ETV7-like
Exons: 3
Coding region: 181-624 (147 amino acids)
Molecular function (GO): sequence-specific DNA binding
Source: RefSeq, a predicted model, not a curated record
AGAAUAAGAGCAGAACAGGGGUGAAGAGGAAGCUUUUAUCCCCCUCCCUUCCGGUAGUUUAAGAUCCGCAUCACCACACCUCGAGAAUCCUGCAGACGACUUCUUUCCACCCCAGAGGUGCAACGCGAAAUUCGGUCCUUCCCCUGAAAAAGUACAUUUGCUAUUGACACACACAGCAAGAUGCUGUGUCCAGUAGAAUGUGGUGCUCUGCCUUCAGUGGCGUGGCCCGAUAGGGGUCUUUCUUCCCUCAGUAUUCUUCCAACCCCAACCAAAAUAUGGGAAAAGCAGAGGUAUUCCUCUAUCUACAAAAUCAUUGAGGAUUAUUCAAAGCAGAGACAUGCGCAGAAAAUUAACAAUUCUUUGCUGACGUCACGUGGGUUAGACUGUAAUGAACCGAAUUUACCUUCAGAUCCUAGACAGUGGAGCCGGGAGGACGUAGCCAGAUGGAUCCAAUACGUCAGCACUACCCAUCAGCUACCUACAGUACACUUGGAACGAUUUGCCAUGAAUGGAAAAGCCCUAUGUUUGAUGUCAAUGGACAUGUUUGUCAGCAGAGUACCACUAGGAGGAAAACUUCUUUACAAAGACUUCCAGCUUAAAUUGAGCAGAGCACUCUACAGCUGAGUUCAGCCAAUUGGAACAAUUUGAUGAGAUUGCCUGUGAAAAGAUGUGGCUCGCGCUACAACACCUGGAUGGUGAAUGUUCUAUUUUUCAUAUUCAAAUUCGUGGCAGCAGUUCUACCGAAAUGAGAUUAUCGUCUGAUUUGGUUUAGUGAAUAGAAUAAUUAUUUGUACUAGAACACUUUAUUCUUUCUUUUUUUUCUGUCAUAUCAGAAUAUUGUUCAAAAUAUGUUCCUGUGUGAAUCAGAAUGGAAUUCUGUUCUCUUUGUAAAUUCGCUUGUGUUAUUUAUGGUCUUUCGCCUUAGUUGUUCGUCUAGAAUAUUUUCGCUUAAUUGUUGCUGUUGUUUUAUGCGUAUUUUCAAAGCUUUGUAAAACAAUUUUUAGUGCAUAUUUUUCUUCUAUAAUUCAUUUAAAACGCAUUCGUGAUAAAUAGAUAUCGCAGUUUUUGAGGUAGACGCAACACAUUUUUUUUUUCUUUUUGUGGCAAAAUAAAUUAAAGAAGUCUUUUCAUAUUAAUUAUUUUAUGCAUUAAGCCUACAUCAGCAUACACUCAUUUGAAGUAAAAUAUUAGCUUCCUUCAAUUUUUCUGGGUAUUUAUGAAUAGGAAUCUAAUUUAUAAUGUUAUAUGAUUUUGUUUCUUUAAUUAUUUUGACAAAAUUUUAUUUAGAAAUUAUUAAGAUUUAAAGGAAAUUCUUCCAUUGCACUUGAUACCAAAAAAAUUUGAUAUAAGUCAUUGCUUUAAUAUCACUUUAAAAGUGCAUUUAAAAAACACUUCUUAUCAAAAGUUCCUAAUUCAGAUAAUUAAAAAAAAA